Molecule: messenger RNA, 1050 nt
Organism: Huiozyma naganishii CBS 8797
Lineage: Eukaryota; Fungi; Ascomycota; Saccharomycetes; Saccharomycetales; Saccharomycetaceae
Gene: URH1
Product: trifunctional uridine nucleosidase/nicotinamide riboside hydrolase/nicotinic acid riboside hydrolase
Exons: 1
Coding region: 1-1050 (349 amino acids)
Biological process (GO): purine nucleoside catabolic process
Cellular component (GO): cytosol
Molecular function (GO): purine nucleosidase activity
Source: RefSeq, a predicted model, not a curated record
AUGACCAUCUCGAAGAUCCCAAUAUGGUUGGACUGUGACCCCGGCCACGAUGAUGCCAUAGCAUUGUUGCUGGCAUGCUUCCACCCUAGAUUCCAACUCUUGGGGGUCUCCACGUGUUACGGUAACUCUUCCCCUAAACACACAAGCUACAACGCCAGGUCGUUACUGACUGCCAUGGGCCAGAUCUUGGAGGUGCCCAUUUACGAUGGGGCCCAAACACCGUGGUUGAGAGAGGGGUUCAAGUACGCGCCUGACAUUCACGGCGAGUCUGGUCUCGAUGGGACGGAUCUGCUCCCCACCCCGCUGGUCGGACCGAGAACGGACAUGAGUUACCUGGAUGCCAUGGAACUCGCAAUCAGAGAGUAUCCAAACGACGUCACUCUCGUAUCCACUGGUGCCCUCACCUCUGUGGCAACUUUAUUCAGGGAUAGGCCCUCGUUGAAGGGAGCCGUCAAAUACAUUAGUAUCAUGGGGGGUGCGUUUUCGGGUGUCGGUAACAAAAACUUCAACAACUCUGCAGAGUUUAACGUAUGGCUAGAUCCGCACGCUGCUGACUUCCUGCUGAGAGACCCGCUCGUGAAGGAUAAAUGUAUAUUAACCCCACUCAAUUUGACACACAAAGCCAUCAUGACAGAACAAAUUAACAAACUGGUUAGGGGCACUCAUCAUAAUAACCUGAGAUUGCUGUACUAUCAGCUGUUUGAGUUCUUCAAAAAGACUUAUAAAGACGUACAAGGGUUCCAGGACGGCCCCCCAUUGCACGAUCCGAUGACUUUGUUCCCAUUGUUACAAUUUUACAAUGCAGAUGAUGCAGAGGCCAUCGGAUUCAAGUUCAAAAGAUUGGAUAUUGGUGUGGUCACAGAUUUAGAGGACCUGGACGCCGGAAAAACGUUUGUUUUGAAGGAGCACGCCGUUGAUGGAGAGCAAGGAACUAUAGUAGGUACUGAUAUAAACUUGAAGGUUUUUUGGGAACAAAUCUUGCACUGCUUAGAUAAAGCUGAAAGGUUUUCUACAAUUGAGGAGGUGGAGGAGUCUAAACCCUUGACUUAA